AUGUAUUGGUAUGGUGUGCAUAGAAAAAGGGAGGAAAAUGUCUUGUUUUCGAAACGGGCCAGAGAGCCGAUUGCUAAUCUGGACCGGUCCACAGAUGUCAACAUCAAAGCGUGCAAGGCCUCAGCUCACGCAGCCUUGUUCUUCGAUGAUGGGCCCUCCAAACGCAGGGAGGAAAUUCUGAACUUCUUUGAAGAAUAUGGGGCGCAGGGCACUUAA
Clonostachys rhizophaga is the source of this 216-nucleotide messenger RNA. The record is from the annotation of a GenBank genome assembly. NCBI's taxonomy places the organism in Eukaryota, Fungi, Ascomycota, Sordariomycetes, Hypocreales, Bionectriaceae.